Hemicordylus capensis (graceful crag lizard) is the source of this 2575-nucleotide messenger RNA. It is a transcript of the gene TRMT1, whose product is annotated as tRNA methyltransferase 1. Bases 447 to 2471 code for a protein of 674 amino acids. Gene Ontology annotation, cellular component: nucleus. The record is from RefSeq and is a predicted model, not a curated record. Gene Ontology annotation, biological process: tRNA N2-guanine methylation. NCBI's taxonomy places the organism in Eukaryota, Metazoa, Chordata, Lepidosauria, Squamata, Cordylidae. Gene Ontology annotation, molecular function: RNA binding; metal ion binding. The transcript has 17 exons.
GCCAAGGAAGGGAGGUGCCCUCCUCGCCUCCCAGUUGAUUUCCGCGCCCCCACCCUGGCCAAAGCAUCCUCGAAUUCCGGGUUUCCAAGCCAACCACCCGGCAAGGCCUUCUGCUCGCCUGGAAAUGGCUUGGAGUGGCUCCACUUAAAACUUUUACUGGAACCUGCCGGCUCGCCGCCGCCGCCGCCGCUGCUGCUGGGCCCUUCCCCUCGGCAGCUGGGAGUAGGGAAAGCGAGGCGAUCAGGAGGACAAAGCCCCUGUAGGAAGAGUCGGGGAAUUUCGGACAGGCCUGCUAAGAGUUGAAGCCCGCACCCUCCCGGCGGCCACUCCGUGCAGCAGAGGCACAGACCGCGGGGAGGGAGACGCACUUCUAGGGAGGAGGAAACCAGCGAGUUGCACCAUCAGGUCCUUCGCUCUGUAACAUAGUUGGGAAGAAGCCUGAGCUGAUGCCAAACAAGCCUCUUCUGGGGAUCUGGUUUCUGGGACACACCUUCUUGCCACACAAAAGUGCAACAACUCAUCAGCUUUGGAAGACCUGGAACAUUUUGCCCUCUAUUGAUCUUCAAGUCAGAAAACUUGUUUUUGUCAAAGGCAUGGAGGGUGUUCAAGCACAAGACAUGGAAACGGAGGGCUCUAAUCUGGAGCAAAGUGUGACUCAGUCACCUGCAGUAGACACCAGUAGUGGCCCUGGGCCAGUAAAAAAUGGUGAGACUCUUAUAACGGAAGGGAAGGCAAAUAUAAUUUUUCCAAGUGCCAACGAAGUGUUCUACAAUCCUGUCCAGGAGUUCAACAGAGACCUGACGUGUGCAGUCAUUACGGAAUUUGCUCGGUUAAAGCUUUCGUCAAAAGGAAUUCAGAUUGCAGUCCCUGGGGAGAAAAAUGCCUCUCAAGUGAUUGUGGAUCUUUCAAAAGGAGAAAAAGAGGAAGAAUUGGAAGAGUCACCCACUGGAGAUCAGCCAGAAGAGAGGGAGAAUAAAGUUGCAGCUGUGGGGGAAGUGUGCCAGGAUGGACUCCGAGUACUGGAGGCCUUGGCUGCUUCAGGACUACGCUCCAUCAGGUUUGCCAAGGAGGUGCCUGGACUUUACAGUGUGGUGGCUAAUGACUUCUCUUCCAAGGCUGUUGAGCUCAUAACCCAGAACAUUCAGCUCAAUGACACAGGGCACCUGGUGACUCCAAGCUUGUCAGAUGCCCGGAUGCUGAUGUACCAGCACAAGGCAGCCAAAGAACAAUUUGAUGUCAUUGACCUGGACCCAUACGGCAGCCCUUCUGUGUUUCUGGAUGCUGCGGUUCAAGCUGUGAGUGAAGGAGGCCUGCUGUGUGUCACAUGCACCGACAUGGCUGUCAUGGCUGGAAACACUGGAGAGACCUGCUACAGCAAAUAUGGGGCCAUGUCUAUCAAGGCCAAGUUCUGCCAUGAGAUGGCCCUGCGGAUUAUCCUGCAUAGCCUAGAUCUGCGUGCCAACUGCUACCAGCGCUACAUUGUCCCACUCCUGUCUGUCAGUGCUGAUUUCUACAUCCGUGUGUUUGUGCAGGUCUUUACUGGUCAGGCCAAGGUCAAAGCUUCUGCCAGCAAACAAGCCUUUGUCUAUAAUUGUGUGGGUUGUGGCUCAUUUCACAUCCAGAGACUUGGCAAGAUGGCUAACAAUGGAAAAAACUUGAACUACAAGGCUGCCUGUGGCCCCCCCGUGGGCCCAUCCUGUGACCAUUGCCACCAGCGCCACCAGCUGGGUGGCCCCAUGUGGGCGGAGCCUCUUCAUGACGUGGGUUUUGUUCAGCGGGUCUUGUCAGCAGUUGCGAGCAACCCAGGACGCUUUCGAACAAGUCAGCGGAUUCAGGGCAUCCUGAGCAUGGCGACGGAGGAACUCAGUGAUGUCCCUCUCUAUUACACACUCGAUAAUCUCAGUAAAACCAUUCGCUGCAAUAGUCCUUCUCUGCUACAGUUCAGAUCAGCUCUCCUCCAUGCUGGUUACCGGGUGUCACUGUCCCACGCCUGCAAGAACACCAUCAAGACAGAUGCACCACCAUCUGUGCUUUGGGACAUCAUGCGCUGCUGGGAGAAACUCAACCCUGUGAAGAGAGAGCGACUCUCGGAGAGCAGUCCGGCUGCGCGCAUCCUCUCUGUGGAACCUAAGCUACAAGCAUCUUUCACUGUCCGGGCCGAUGCCAAUCCCAGCUCACGAAAGCAGGGCCUCAGACGGUUCCAGUUGAAUCCUGAGCCUAAUUGGGGGCCAAGAGCAAGAGCCAAAGCUGGGGGUGGGAUCUCUUCCUCUUUGCAGGAGAAGAGCAAGUCACACCAGAACAAGAGGAAGGAGUGUGUGGAAGAGAGUGAUGGAAGCCACCUGAAGAAUUUCGCCUGCAAACGGUUCCGGCAAGGCAGCUGUUCACUUGGAGACAAAUGCCGCUACUCCCAUGAGCUGGAAAAAGAGACAGAGCAAAGUGAUAACAGCAGCACUGUGAAGAAACAGCCCUGAACAUCUGCUUUGGGUUUUUUUAUUUUUGCAGCAACAGAAAACCUCUUUUUUAAAAUGACUGUCCAUUAUAAUGUGCCUGCCAUUAAAUGAUGGUGUCACCUCUU